This is a messenger RNA of Rana temporaria (common frog), 2663 nucleotides long. RefSeq names its product family with sequence similarity 83 member C (gene SACK1C). The transcript has 4 exons. The coding region runs from base 321 to 1898 and encodes 525 amino acids. Lineage: Eukaryota; Metazoa; Chordata; Amphibia; Anura; Ranidae. The record is from RefSeq and is a predicted model, not a curated record.
CUACAACAUUUGAGGAGGGGUGAAGAAAACUCAACAAACAGGUAGCUGGAUGGGGGAAGGGAGAUGUUGGGCUGUCAGAGUACAAAGCUAGGCAGUUAAAAGAGAGUUAGCAGGCAGCAGUAUGAGGAAGUCUAUCCACAAUGACAGGAAAGCGCGUAUUGGAAGCACAGCCAAUCUGAUCUUCUCUAGUGACAAGUAGACCGAAAGCUAUUUAGACAGCUGAUCUUGUAUACAAGGCUUAACAGGAACCACCGCUAGGCACAAUCCCAAGCUGGGUGCAUCGCUUUUGGGAAGCGUGCAGUUCAUCCGGACCGGCAGCCAUGCUCAAUCCGGAGGUAAGAAGAGGAGUGAGGUCCAUUGGCCAACUGAAAAGUAGAGUGGAAGAGCUGAAGAACCCUUGGAGGCAAAGUUCCCUGCUAGUUCUCAAUUACAAUGAGUCUGCCCGAUUGGCAACCGAUGCUCUGGUGGAGCAAGGAGAAAAGGCAUACUUCCAAGCACUGACAGAGGAGAAAGAACUACCCUUCCUCUCAAGUUUAGAUAUAGAAUACAUCUGCAGGAAUACCGACGUUACCAGCAAAUCCCAAGACACGGCCUUGGAGAAGGAUGCCGAUGGUGUCCUUGACAACUGCCUUUCCGAGCUGACGUCCGGCACCUACUUUCCUUUAAUGUCUGACAUCGACGUGCCCGUUUUGGAGCUGGGCUGGCCUGAAAUCCCUCCGCUCACCCGCAGUAAAGGGACAGAGGUACAAGUUAUCUUCCAAAAGAACAGAAACAACGAGAUCAAGGAUCUCAUCAGAUCCCUCAUUAACAAGGCAAAAUCGGUCAUUGCAGUGGUCAUGGAUCUUUUCACAGACGUUGACCUCCUAUGUGAUCUCAUAGAAGCAGCAAGCAAAAGAAGAGUACCGGUUUACCUCAUACUUGAUGAAAAGAAUCUGAAUUACUUUGUAGAAAUGUUUCAGAAGUUGGGAUUCGACAAAAUUCAUCUACCUAAUAUGAAGAUACGGACUAUAACAGGAGAUACGUACUGUACGAAGUCUGGAAAGAAAUUCUCUGGACAGUCUCUAUCAAAGUUUCUUCUGAUUGACUGUGAGCAUGUCGUCGCUGGUUCCUACAGUUUCAGCUGGCUUUCUAGUCAAGUUCACAACAACAUGGUGACCUACUUCAAGGGGAACAUAGUGGAAGAGUUUGACAGGGAAUUCCGCUGCCUGUAUGCCUGUUCACUGGAAACGGACUAUUUCUCAGGUCUUGAAAAUGAGAACAGCAACCUUUUUGGACAAAUUCCUACAAGGUCCAGAUGGAUGCCCAUGAAAACCACCCCUAUACCUGUACCAGUGAUUGAAGAUUCUGUCCACUCAGACAGCAACUCUAGUUCUGAUAGUCAGUCAAGUGUGACGACUCCUCCGUUUUUUAGAAAUCAGGCCGUCACAGUCAUUCGCGAAGAUAAGCCUGUCAUCGCAAAGUUCCUAAAUAGAAACUCGCACGAUACACGAGAAGAAACAGUUAAACAAACUGUGGAAAAAGUCAAUGAUCAGAGACGACCGUCAGAACCGCACUUGAACCCAACUAACCUCACGGGGAUGCAGGCACUUUCCUUAUCAAAAUCUACACCCAAUCUGGUUGACAAGUCGCCUACUGCUUUAAGGACCAAGUUUGAACAAAUCCAGAAUAAGUUUCUCAACCCACAAAUUAAAACACCCCCAAGAAUAAAAAGUGAGGUGUCGCUUAAUAAACCCUCCAACGGCUCUUCCGUAAACAGAAAUGUCCCAUUGGCUGAUCUGAAAAGGGAGGAAGCAAGCAAAAGAAUGACCCUGGGACAUAGUAAGCUAGCACUAAUUACAGAGAGCAAUAACAAAAUUCUAGAAAAUAAGGUCUACAGUCGCUUUCAGAUGCGUCCAUAGAUUUUGCGAUAUUAUGGACAGAACUAUGAAUCAUCAUCAUUACCUGCUUUAUAUUGCACUGGCACCCUGUACAGGGGUUUGCAGGGUCGGGCUUUGCACAGCCAGCAUAGGUCAUGGCCAAGAGCAGCAGUGCUUUCAGGGGUGGCACACUGUCUUCCAUACAUCAUGUUACUGUCAUUUUAUUAUGUAAUUAUUAUGAUCAUCUGCUCUUGCGUGGGAUACCAGGCUUAUUCCCCCUAUACUGCGCCACAGGAUUCCAGCUUUACCUGGAGUCAUGGAGAGGCAUGCAUUAAUCAAAAGUCAGUUAAAGUAAAACGCACCAAUACACUGGGCAUCAGAAAACCUUGAGGCAUUUUACACCCAAUGGUGCCAAUUCAUAAUGCUAUGUAUACCCACACAUUGAUUAUUUUCAUUUAACGUGGGUGCUAUAAAAUGUGGACAGAAGCAUCUUCUGCUGUGGCUAUUGGUUUUCAUCUGACUUCUUCGAUUUUCCUUUUUUUUUUUCUUUUUUUUUUUUCAAUUGAAGAAUAUUGCAUGGAAAUUUGCUGAUCGGGAUACCCACAUAGCAAACUUCAUGAACUGGCCAAAAUUCAUAUAGGGUGUACUCAGCCUAAGGCUCAGUGGUAUGGUGUUAUCUGGCACCACUAUAUGUUGGGCUACUGUACUGUAAUAAACUUUUUGAUUGCUGCAUGCUUCCCUAUGGGCCAUCUGUUUGUCUCCAAAUGUCAUUUGUGUGUGUAAUAAAAUUCUAUAUUUUGUUUUUUC